Rhinocladiella mackenziei CBS 650.93 is the source of this 1317-nucleotide messenger RNA. RefSeq lists its product as uncharacterized. The record is from RefSeq and is a predicted model, not a curated record. The coding region runs from base 1 to 1317 and encodes 438 amino acids. The transcript has 3 exons. Gene Ontology annotation, molecular function: heme binding; monooxygenase activity; iron ion binding. NCBI's taxonomy places the organism in Eukaryota, Fungi, Ascomycota, Eurotiomycetes, Chaetothyriales, Herpotrichiellaceae.
AUGGCCAGAAUUACCCCGCAUAUGGUGGUGACUUCGGAUCUAGAUUUGUACCGCAAAGCCAAUGCUCACAGGGUCAAUGACUACUCUCGUGGGCCAUGGUACAAGGCGUUCAAGAUGGACGCCGAGCGAGAAAACCUUUUCACCGAGCUGAAUGACGAGAAGCACUCUUUGAUGCGUACAAAGCUGUCUCCUGGGCCCGAAUACUUACCAAGGCUACUGUAUUCGGGCAAGGAUAACCCUGAAUGUGAGCCCAGUAUCAAUCAGAUAGUCAUGGACGUCGUGCAUUUGAUCAAACGGAAAUACCUUUCUGUGGGAUCUAACAUCAAGCCGCUGGACUGGGCCGAGCUCGCACAAUACUUCACGCUGGACGUGAUUACAUAUUUGUCGCUGGGGGAAGCAUUUGGAUUUUUCUCCGAGGACACCGACAAGUAUACCUAUGUGAAGUCCAUGGAAGACAACUUCCCGAUAAUGAAUGUCUUCUCGGCCGUGCCGCUGCUGUCAGCCAUUACGAGGAUCCCAACAGUCCAGGCCAACCUUGUACCUUCACCGAAAGAGAAGACUGGGCUAGGAAAGGUGAAAGCAGUUGCUCGGCAGAUCAUAGCGGGUCGUUUCUCUGGUGAGAAAGCAGGACGCUACGAUAUGGUAACUUCUUUCAAGAACCAUGGUUUGUCACAACUCGAGAUCUCGGACGAGUCGCUGUUCCAACUCCUGGCCGGCUCUGAUACAACAGCAACCAUCAUCCGUACUGGCUUCCUCUCAAUCUUGGCCAAUCCACACGUGUACCGAAAGCUCCAAGCUGAGGUGGCGGCAACAGACACACCCUUGGACACGAUCAUCUCCUCCGCUCAAGCCCUGAGAUUGCCCUACCUGCAAGCUUGCAUCAAGGAGGCUCUGCGCCAACACCCCGCUGCGGCCGGCUUACUCCCUCGCGUCGUCGGCGCACAAGGUGAUACACACAAGGGCGUCUACCUUCCUCCUGGAACCGAAGUCGCUUUCUGCGCUUGGAAUAUGCACCGUCAUAAUACUGAGGUAUAUGGUGCCGAUGCGGAAAUCUUCCGACCUGAGCGCUGGCUAGAGGCUUCUCCUGAGCGUUUGGCUGUCAUGGAAGAGGCACACCAUCUUGUCUUCGGUCAUGGCAGGUUCCGAUGUAUGGGCGAAAACAUCGCAAGGUUAGAGUUGAACAAGAUCUUCUUCGAGAUGAUCAGAAGGUUCGACUGGAGCUUGAUUGACCCUGUCAACCCAAUUAAGAAGAACACGAAUUAUGGAUUGUUCGUGCAGAAGGGCAUGUUUGUCAAGGUGAGCGAACUGGAGAGCUGA